Messenger RNA from Stylophora pistillata, 1946 nucleotides. RefSeq lists its product as uncharacterized. The record is from RefSeq and is a predicted model, not a curated record. Gene Ontology annotation, molecular function: oxidoreductase activity, acting on the CH-OH group of donors, NAD or NADP as acceptor. Gene Ontology annotation, biological process: steroid biosynthetic process. NCBI's taxonomy places the organism in Eukaryota, Metazoa, Cnidaria, Anthozoa, Scleractinia, Pocilloporidae.
AACUUAUGAGGCCGUCAAGCGAAGAAAAGUGUAUUUCGAAUCAAAUAGUUACGGAUACCCUUGACACUAUCACAUUUGACAUAUCAGCUUGAUUGAUCCAUUUAUCUGUAGUCAAGUCUCAGACUGCCACCUCGUUUUGUUAUCAAUUUAGUCCUAACAAGGAGGUCCAAUUAUUUCAAAGAAGAAAUUUUUAAAUUUUGAAUGAGGAAUUAGCAUACAUUGGUCGUGCCGAUGCCUAACGCAUGUUCCGCCAUCCACUAUAUGAUCAGAUCCAGUCCGAUUCAUGCGCUUCCGGACUAACUCGAGUAAACACCCAAGAGGCGUCAAGUUGAUUAUCAGUCCGCUCAAUAAGCACAGUCGAUUGCUAAAUUUGACCUUAGGCUUCUUCUUCAUCCUUCUGAAUUAACAGCAACGAAAUGACGCGAGUUCUUGUAACUGGUGCGUCCGGUUUCCUUGCGAUGCACGUUGUGAAGCAGCUGGUUGACUCAGGGAAAUACGUCGUGCGAGGAACGGUUCGAAGUCUCACAAAUGAAAAGAAGGUCAAGCCUUUAAAAGAGCUGUCCUCAGCGCUUGAAUUAGUCGAGGCGGAUCUUACCAAGAAAGAAUCUUGGAUUGACGCCGUAAAGGACUGCACCUAUGUGAUUCAUGUGGCAUCUCCCUUCCCGGCUACAAAUCCAACUGAUGAAAUGGAGGUGAUCGGACCCGCAGUGGAUGGAACGAAGAACGUGCUUGAAGCCUGCGCCAAAACCAAGGGCGGUGUAAAAAGGGUUGUACUCACAAGUUCCUGUGCUGCAGUCUAUGCUGGGCGUGCUGGUGAAGACCAUGUCUUUAAUGAGGAAGACUGGGCAUCUGAGGAAAACAGCAUCCCUUAUGAGAAGAGCAAGUUGAGGGCAGAGAGAGCAGCUUGGGAACUAGUCAAGAACUUACCAGAUGAUGAGAAGUUUGAACUCUGUUGUAUCAAUCCUGGGCUUAUCCUGGGACCAGUGUUGCACGGAUCUAACUGCACAAGUAUAGAGAUUCACAGGCGCCUCCUUAACCGUGAGAUGCCAAUGUUGCCCAAGCUUUCCCUUGGAAUAGUUGACGUCAGAGAUGUUGCAGCAGCACACAUCACGGCUAUGACGUCACCGAAAGCGCCAGGUAACAGAUAUGUCACGAUCUCUGUUUGCUUUUGGUGGGACGACAUGGCAAAGAUGCUUGAUGACGAGUUUAGACCUCUCGGUUACUGCGUUCCCACCAAAAUAGCCCCAAAUUUCAUUUUAAAGAUUGGAUCAUGGUUUGAUCCCACAUUGAAGAUGAUUGUACCUGUUCUGGACAAAGAAGUGAAGUUGGACAACACUAAGAUAAGAGAAGAUUUUGGAUUUCAGUUUCGUGACGCUAAGACCACCGUAGUUGACAUGGCGUACAGUCUGAUUGACAGCGGUUUUGUCAAAGCAACACCAAAAUAUAAGGAAAUGAAAAACCAACAGAGCACUGCUGCUAACUAGCUGUAGGCUGUCGCGCUCAGCGAUUACGUUACAGUCUCACUUGUUUAUGAUCACGCUGGGCUGUCAAGUUGGGCUGAUUAACGUCACGGCAUAGAAAUUUAGACUAGAUGUAUGAUAUAUGAUCACGUUAAGCUGUUAAGUUACGGUAUAAUCACUAGACUAGUUAUGAGGUACGUAGACGAGCCAUAAGGUAGUAAGCUCAUAUUUUUGGAUAGAAAAUGGGAAUUCCCUCAUUUAGCCAGAUCACUGAGUAUUUGCACGUUUGACUGUCUCGUAAUAAGACUUAUUUACCCAAACUAUGAGCAAAACCCGAAUACCGUGACAAGAACAGUGUUGUUGUCCUUUGGACGUCUGCAAGUAUGAUUUUCUAAUACGCAUUUUCCAGACGGGAAAGUAAACAACAGGUCUGACUGUUGUAUGGGUGUUUCAAGUAUCAAAAAUAAAAAAAAUUAUCUUAGCAAA